AAAGUUUUGAUUUCUUGUUUUCAUAGUUUGGUCCUUUUUUUAAAUACGUGGUAACAAAUGAUUUUCUUGAUUAUAUAACAUGAAUAAUUUUGUGUUGAAUUAUACCAAACGAGCUGGGAUUGAAAACAAAAGAAAAGCUCGCAUAAAUCAAGUCAGACACCAAUCAAAAGAAAUAGCAAAAGAAGUUCUAACUAAAGUUCAAGGUGAAAGGAGAAAUCAAAUUCAACAAACUUUGGAAAAAAAAUUGAAGGAAUUAGAAGAUUUAAAAAAUUCACAAGUCUCUAAAAUUGGGGAUAAAUUCAAAAAGGAUUUAUAUGAUUUUGGAGAAGUACAAGUUGAAACUUGUGAGAGUAGUUGCGAAAAAGACAUUGCUCAUAACAUAACGAAUGAAAACGAUUUUAUUGUCACGGAAAGUGGUCACUAUAAAAUGUUAAAGGAUGCAGGAAAACAAAGGCAAAAAUCUGAGAAGAAGUUAGCGAGAAAGAGGAAUCUUUCCCUGAAUAAGUCAACUCAAGCUGAUUCCAUGCCUCUUAAUGAAGUUUUUUCUGUUCGUAAUUCCAUUUCUCAUGAUGAUCUUUGUAGAUCUGUAUCGAAGGAGAAAUCAAGAAAAGAUUUUUCUGACAACAUUCCAAUUCGUUCAUCUUAUAAUCCAAACUACUUUCGUUCAAAUUCUGUUGAUUCCUCUUUAGACUCAUCAAAGAGUUCUGAAAUCGAAUGUGAUAACAAGGAUAAUAGUGAAUCAUGCGAUUACGAGGAGUUUGAUCAAAUAACGAAUCUGUUAAAAAUCACUAAUUUAAAUUGUGAGCAAGUAGCAAGAAAGAGAGUAAAAAUAUUCAGUACUUCUUCACAUUCCUCAUUAAGUAAUGAAUCUGACAUACAUUUAGAAAAUGAUUGCCGAAUGGAAACAAAAAGCAUUCUCAAAAAUUCAAAACCACUGAAAUCAAAAGUUUCUUCAGAGAAUUUCGUUAAAAACAAUUCUGUUAAAUAUGUUGAUUUUAGCAAAAAGUUCACAAAACAGUAUCAACCUGGUAAUGAUAUCAUUACAACAGGCAAAGUAAAGAAAAGAAAUCAGGAUCCGGUUUGUCGAUUUAAUAACCCCCAGCAGGAAAAAACAACAAAAUCAAAAAUCAGCAAUAAAGACGUCAAACAACAAAAUAACAUUCAAACCGAUAAUGCGCUAAGAAAAGAAAGCAUAAGAAGGGAUUAUGAAUGCCUCCAACAAGAACUUGAAGACAUUUACAGUCACGAUUACAAAGGAAGAACAUCUGAAAAGGCUCUGAAAAGCACAUCGCUGACUCACUUAAAAAAGCAAGACAUGAAUCGAGAGCUGCGAAAAAAUCAUGCAUUUGACAAAGCAUUAUCAGGAAGCAUAAUAAUGUGUCAAUCUGAUUCAAGUGAGAAAAAUGAGGCUCAAGAUUUUAAUGUUGCAUGGUUAGAUAUGUUAAACAUUGAAAGUACUGGCGAUAUACGUAAUAGAAACGCACAAAAGAAAAUUCAAGCUACUGAACAGAAUAAUAAUGCUGGAAGUGAGUUAAAAAAUCAACUUUUCCAGUCUCUCAAAAAAUUAAAAGAAGACAAAAAUGUCAUAAAUUCCAUUGAAACGGAUCUUCAUGUUGAACAAUCUGAAAACAAAAGCGAAAAUGAAUGUUUACAAAUAAAGAAACAAAAGAUUGCGGAACGAGAAAAGAUGUUGGAGGACAAAAUCAAAGAUAUUUUAACAACAUACAAGAAAACUGUAAAAACUUCUGUUGAAACUUCCUGUGGAGAAAAAGCUUCCACUGUUAUCCAUCCGAUUGAAAUUAACAUAAGAAUUGAGCAACCGCCAUUAGCUGACACAAAAAAAGUUAAUUAUGAUUCUGUUCAACGUUCGCCUAGAAAAAACUUUGCAAAAAUAAAAAAGAAAAUUGAGACGGUUGAUCAAACAGAAAAGGUUGAUCAAACAGAGACAGUAAAAAAAACAAAGCCAGUUAAUAAAGCAGGGAAGGUUGAUCAAACAGAGACAGAUAAUAAAACAGAGACGGUUGUUCAAACAGAGCCCUAUAAAGACCAUAGAAAAAAAACGCGCAAUUCUCAAAAAGAAACUCAAACCACGUUAUCAUUGUUUGAGCCUUUCAGUCCCAUUCUGAAAAAUCGUGAAGAACUUAUUACUCCAAAAGUCUUCAAUAAGUCUUCUGACUCUUCUCAGUCAGUUUCAACAACUUAUCAAUCACUACCAGAACAAAUUCAUUUAAAUGUCGAACCUCAGUCUGAGUCUAAAUUGAAUCCAACGUUGUUGCAUUACAUCACAAGAUUGCUUGGAAUGAAUAAGAAUGUUGGAAACCGUCUAGAUGUUAGCAUCAGUUCAAUCAAUACUCCAGAAAGCUCUAUAUUGAACACAAUUGAAAAUGACGGAAGUUCUUCUGGUAAUCUAACGCCGCCAUUUGAUCAAAAUCAUUUAAAGAAACUUCAACAGUUUAUUAACGAUAAUUAUAGUUUCUUACGUGAAAUAAAUGAAACUCUUUCUCACAAACAACAUAACGAUGACGACACCUUAAAGGUUGAAAAUAUUUGGAAGAACAUUUUUGAUAAGAAAAAACUUUUACCUCAUCCAAAUAAAUCAAAAUAUUCGCAUAAAAAUGAUAAGAAAGAAUCGCAAAGCAAUGGAGAUAAAAACUUGCCAAAGCAGACAACUUCUAAAGAGAAAGAAAAACCAUUGAUAACGCCUUUUGACAUCUUAAGUGUUGCCAAACAUGUAGAGUCUCAUAUGUUAAAUAAUUAUGCUGAAUAUACUGCAAAUUGUCAAAGAAGGAUUAAUGAAUUGGCUCAACAAAUGGAAAGCGUUCGUCGGGAGAAAUUAAAACUCAUUGAAUAUUCAAUUUCGAGCAGUGAAUUUGGGCAUAAUACUACGUACAAGGAGAUUCUUAUUCCAAAGUCUAAAUCUCAAGAUACAUCAGGAAGUGAAAUGAAAAAUGCGAAUAUGAAGUGUGAUGAUCCACCAUCAGAGGAAGUUAAUAAUAAUCUUCAAAAACAAACGCGCUCAUUUGGUGUGAGUAAGGAUUCAGGCAUUUCCGUUAUAUCCCGUCCCCUAACAUCAUCUGAUUUUCGUGACUCACCCGAAAGUCGUUUGAAUUCAGAUGAUCGAGAAAAUUCAUUUCAACCUAUAACAUCAAAUCAAACGAAACAUUUAAAAGUGCCAGCUUUUAGUUUUCCUUCAGCUGAAAUGGGCAAGGAUUUCUUAUAUUCAAAAAGCUUAGAAGGAAAAUUUGAUAAAUUGUCAAAGCAGCAAUUUUAUUCUAAUCGCUUUAGUCCGAAGCAUGACAUGCCACUUGAACGUUAUGAGUUGUCUACGAUUGUUGAAGUUGAAACACCAGUAGCAAGUAAAACAAAUAUUCAUGAAAACAUUGAAGAAUUGAAAGUGAAAUCUUUUCCAAAUUAUGAGCAAUACGCGACGAAUCUUCAGCAGUUCUUGAUUUCAACUUCCUGUGCAUCACAAAAUCAAUCCUUGCCUAUGUUAAUAAAUGAAAUUAAUGACAUAAACAAGGAUCUUCAGGUGAAGUCUUUUGUUCAUCCAAAGGAUUACGACAUAGGAGAAAUUUCCAAAGAUAAAUCAUGCGUAUCAUCAUCGAGCUCUUCUUCCAUUAUUGAUAUUGAAGAAGAAUUGAAGAAGAGAAAAAUCAUUGAAAAACCAUUUGAAAGCGCGAACAUAAGUUAUCAACAAAGUGAAAGUAACUUAAUUUUUGAGACACACGAAAACGAAUAUCAAAUCACUGGAAAAAUAACAGAAAAUGAAAAUCCCGAAGGUACACUGAUAAGUUCAAGUAUGGAAUUUGACAAAACGAGUUCGAAUAAGUUAGAAGCUGAAAUUAAAUCAAAAGAAAGUGAUCUAAAAUCUUCGUCUACUUCAUCUUCCUGUUUUGAUCAGCCAAUGAAUUUGAAAGAGUUUCUUGCACGCGAAUUAAUAAAGAAGACUAAGGAUGACAAAUCAAACUCAUCAUCAUCACUCAGUAGUCAGUUUAUGAGAUCACUUCUUAAUGCAAAUAGCACUCAAUCGGACUCAAACAUGAAGGACGAAGAAACAUCGGAAUAUGAUAAAUUGCGAACUUCUACACCAGUUAAUCAAAAGAAAAAGUUGGAAAAAUAAUAAAGACUCGCAAUUUUCUUUUGUAAUAAUACAGGAAAAGAAAUUUAAUGUUAAUUACAGAGUAUGCCUUCAAAUGUUGUAGAAUCUUAAAUUAUUUUUAACUUGCGUUAUUUUUUAAAAAAGUGAAAUUAUGCGCUUUUCCACUGUAACAGACAGAUGUUAGUUAAAUAAAAAUACAUUUAGAGUAUGAAAUUAAAAUA
This is a messenger RNA of Clunio marinus, 4320 nucleotides long. The record is from the annotation of a GenBank genome assembly. NCBI's taxonomy places the organism in Eukaryota, Metazoa, Arthropoda, Insecta, Diptera, Chironomidae.